AUGGGGUCAGAAAUCCACACAAAGAUCCCCUACAUCGAAACCCCACUCAUAAAAUCACAUACUCUUUCAGAAGUAGCUGGCUGCAAUGUCUUCCUCAAGCUGGAGAAUCUGCAACCCUCGGGGUCCUUCAAGUCUCGCGGCAUAGGCAACUACAUGAUGGCCAAACUCGCCGCUCAAGGAGCAGACACCAGCAAGGUCCAUUUCUACUGCUCGUCCGGAGGCAACGCCGGGCUGGCCUGUGUCCAUGCCGCCAUCACCCUCGGGUGCCGGGCCACCAUUGUCGUCCCGCUUUCGACUUCAGUCUUCAUGAUUGACAAGCUGCGACAGGCCGGUGCCACUGAUGUUGUCCAAAAGGGGGCCUCGUGGCAAGAGGCAGACGACUACUUGACGGGAACUCUCAUGGAGGAAGCUCGUACCAAGGGAGACGUUGCCAUCUAUGUGCCCCCGUUCAACGCUCAGGAGAUUUGGGACGGUGCCGCGGGCAUCACGCACGAAAUCGCAAGACAGAUUCCCACCAUGACCAAUCAUUAUCCAGUGUCCAUCGAGGGCGUGUCAGAUGACGACGUUACGGCACGCACAGGCAACGUCGAUGCCGUUAUCUGCAGUGUUGGUGGAGGUGGCCUCUUGUCCGGUGUCGUGCAGGGCCUCGACGACCUCUCCAUGCAGCAUACUCGAGUCAUUGCCGUUGAGACUCUCGGAGCAGACUCCCUCCAUCAGGCAGUCCAAAAGGGCGAGCUGAUUACCCUGCCAGCCAUCACUAGUCUUGCCACCACCCUGGGCGCGAGAAGGGUCUGCCAAAGGGCCUUUGAGUACGGACUCCGCGAGCAGGUCUCAACAGUGGUGCUCUCCGACGCCGAGGCCAUUGCCGCCUGCAAGCGGUUCGCUAGCGAGGAGCGCUUCCUGGUCGAGUUGUCGUGUGGAGUCGUUCCCGCGGUGGUGUACAGCGGGAGACUGAAGGAGUUGAUUCCCGGGCUCAACAAGAAUAGUGUGGUUGUGCUUGUGAUAUGUGGAGGGUGCAAUAUUUCCUACGAAAUACUCGAGCACUAUGUCACAAGCCAAGCAGCGGCACACGCAAGCUGA
This is a messenger RNA of Trichoderma aggressivum f. europaeum, 1080 nucleotides long. RefSeq lists its product as uncharacterized. The coding region runs from base 1 to 1080 and encodes 359 amino acids. Gene Ontology annotation, molecular function: pyridoxal phosphate binding; L-serine ammonia-lyase activity; threonine deaminase activity. Gene Ontology annotation, biological process: L-threonine catabolic process; L-serine catabolic process. The record is from RefSeq and is a predicted model, not a curated record. The transcript has 2 exons. Lineage: Eukaryota; Fungi; Ascomycota; Sordariomycetes; Hypocreales; Hypocreaceae.